GCAAAUGGGGAAGUUUUGUCUUCCUCAUUUGGCUUUCUCCUAUUCAACCGUCCCAUCAUAUUGCUGCUUCUCUGUAUCUCCUGCUGGAUAGAUAUGCAUUUUUCUGGUUUUGGAGCUAACAUUUGGCACUUCUACCCAACAAGGCCAACAUGAGGUCUUCUUCCGCUUCAAUGGCUGCCAACCGUCAACAGGAAACAUAUAUUCGUGCUCGGGAUAAUCCUUUCUUUGAUGGUAUGAGAAGAGGAGAGGCAGAAAUAAUGGAUAAAGGUAGUAAUUUUAAUUUGAAUGAGAAGAUUGCAGGUGAAAGCAUAAUGCGUACUGCUUCAGAUGUUAGUUCCAGAAGAUCUAGAAAGAUCACAAGUGAAGUACUAGAAAAUCCCUCUAGCCCAUUAAAAACUUCACCCUCAGAUAUUAUUCUAGAACAUUAUGGUCGAUCGGCUUCCAGUACAUGGUCAAGGAUUUCUGAAGCUACUUCAUCUCCAUUGUCAGAAGACCAGUCGGCACUGAAGUUCGGAGUUGAGGAUGUAAAUGAGUCACAGAAAGAGCACCCUCCAAAGUCUAGUCAAGCAAAUGAAGUGACUCAAACUCUGGCACUUACAAAGCCCAUGAUCGAACAAUCAUACAGCGUGAACAAGGAUAGAACAAAUCUCUCUAAAGUUCCACUUCCUCCAUCAGCAGCAUUAUUUUACAAUGGGUAUUCACCACAAAUGGAAGUUGUUGAAUCAUGUCAAAGUAUAUACAAGCUAAAUAUGUAUCUAAGAGCUCGAAAGGAUGAUGUCAAUGCUGGUGUGCCAGGAAGGUUCUUGCAUGCUGUAAUAGGACCUGACAUCUGUGAUGUUGGUUCUGUUGCUUCAACAAUCAUGUAUGCCUUUUACCUGAAUGAAUCGUUACAGAACAAACUGUUCUGCACUGUGCCUAUAAUCAACAUGACAAGGGCAGACAUGGAAUCUCGAGCUGAGCUGAAAUGGCUGCUUGAUGCAUGCCAUGUAGAUCAGUCAUCACUGGUGUUUCUUGAUGAGGCAUUAAAAGAAGCCUUGGUUGAAAUAUUCAGUUGUUCAAAGCAUGAUGAUGGCUAUUCUUGGGUUAAAAAUGCCACAUUUGGAGAGGAAGCAUCCUGCUCUACACUUAUUGCUGAAAAGUUUCUGCUUACCACACCAGAGAUAUUGGCUGGGCAAAGAUUCAGCCGACUUCUGCUAGCCGGCAUCCUUAUGGAUACUGGGAAUUUGAGAAGUCCUCUUUCCACUUCCAAAGACAACUACAUGGCAACCUUGUUGAUUAAUGGGGCCGGUCGAUAUGGUUGCAAUGGACUUUACCAGAUCUUGAGAUACAAAAUGUAUGAUGUACCUGAACUGAGCAUUGGGGAAAUCCUGCAGAAAGAUAUCAAAAAAUGGACAAAAAUAGGUAAACUAAUCAGUGGUAACUCUAGAUUGACGGUGUUAAACAUUGGGAUGAGUUCAAUUGGAAUAUCAAUUGCACAGCUCCUUUCACUUGAUUCAACUUCAAAUCUGGAGAUUUCACAUUUUCAGCGCUUGGAGAAACUUUCCCUCCUCCUAAUUGUUUCUGGAUAUCACGAUGCUGAGAAGAACUUUAAGAGGGAAAUCCUGGUCUCAGCUGAAUCAGUUGAACUCCUGAAAAACCUGAUCCAAUUUAUGAAAUCAAGUGCUCCUGACCUGCCGCUUAAAAUUUUGCAUCAUCCAGAUCUAAGAGAGGAGAUGAAAGCAUUUGAAGUUGACAGAGUCACAUCUCGCAAGACGAUUGAGCGACUCUUGGAAGAAUAUAUUGAGGUUUCAAAUUGACCAAAGAUUUAUGCCUGAUCUACACUGGUGCCAAACAUCUAAAUACAGAAAUUUCAAGUUCGUUUGGCCACAAUCCCUUGCAGGAAGUUUAAGCAGCUUACAACCCCCGCCACCCCUUUUCUCUGUCAGUAUUUUGUCCCUGUUAAGACUUAUUCAUACAUUUGAUAUUGUCAAUGAUGUAUAGCAUGUAUAGAUAACCUCUCUGCACUGAAAAGGGUUUAUGAGCCUUCAGCUACCGGAUAUGAGAUAAUUUUGUCUUUG
Messenger RNA from Coffea eugenioides, 2057 nucleotides. Its product is annotated as exopolyphosphatase PRUNE1-like. The transcript has 12 exons. Gene Ontology annotation, molecular function: exopolyphosphatase activity. Bases 150 to 1796 code for a protein of 548 amino acids. The record is from RefSeq and is a predicted model, not a curated record. Lineage: Eukaryota; Viridiplantae; Streptophyta; Magnoliopsida; Gentianales; Rubiaceae. Gene Ontology annotation, cellular component: cytoplasm.